This is a messenger RNA of Drosophila virilis, 1164 nucleotides long. It is a transcript of the gene Cdc42, whose product is annotated as Cell division cycle 42. The record is from RefSeq and is a predicted model, not a curated record. Gene Ontology annotation, biological process: establishment or maintenance of cell polarity; Cdc42 protein signal transduction; endocytosis. Gene Ontology annotation, molecular function: GTP binding; GTPase activity; protein kinase binding. Lineage: Eukaryota; Metazoa; Arthropoda; Insecta; Diptera; Drosophilidae.
AAACGUAUUUUUUUAAAACUUUCAAAAAUUCGCCCCAAAAUAUUCGGCAAGUGCUUAUAAAUUUUCAAUGUCUUCGUUUACGAGGGAGUUGUGUGAUCUUUGCCGGCGAAUCAAGAUUCGGGUUAAGCACAGGAUCUCCGAGUUGAAUGCUAAGAAGGACGGUCUAAAUCGUUAUUCACAUAACUCGUACGGUAUGCAAACCAUCAAGUGCGUGGUCGUUGGAGAUGGCGCUGUGGGCAAGACGUGCCUGCUGAUAUCGUACACAACCAACAAAUUUCCAUCAGAAUAUGUGCCAACUGUAUUUGACAAUUAUGCGGUGACAGUGAUGAUCGGCGGCGAGCCGUAUACGCUGGGACUAUUCGAUACAGCUGGUCAGGAGGAUUACGAUCGAUUGCGUCCGCUGUCCUAUCCGCAAACGGAUGUGUUUCUCGUCUGCUUCUCGGUGGUCAGUCCCAGUUCAUUUGAGAACGUCAAGGAGAAGUGGGUGCCGGAGAUAACGCACCAUUGUCAGAAGACGCCGUUCCUGCUGGUGGGCACACAAAUUGAUUUGCGCGACGAGACAAGCACAUUGGAGAAACUGGCCAAGAAUAAGCAAAAGCCAAUCACAUCCGAGCAGGGCGAAAAACUGGCCAAGGAGCUGAAGGCGGUCAAAUAUGUCGAGUGCUCGGCCCUAACACAGAAGGGCCUGAAAAAUGUCUUCGAUGAGGCCAUAUUGGCCGCCCUGGAGCCGCCAGAGCCAUCCAAGAAGAGGAAAUGCAAAUUCCUCUAAUUAUUUUUGUUUCUUUGUUGUUUUUCGGUUGUUUUUUUUUUUCUGCAUCGCUCCCAACAACAAAAAUUAAUGCAGCCACCCCCCCCCCCCCUCCCCCCUUCCCCCCACACAAAUACUAUAUAUAACUAUACACGAUAUAUGUAUGUAUAAAUUUGCUGUCAUAUUCUUUUUAAAUUGUUCUCUCAAUCUAUACACGCUUUUAAUGUCCAACCCCCCGCCCGCCCGGCCGCUCCGAGCCCCGCCUACUCCCAGUGCGGUCCGGCCCCAAGCAAAAGCGAAAUUCUUUUGCCAAACCUUAAAUUAACAAAUUGGCAUUAAUUUGUAUUUAAUUUGAUUUUAAUUUGAAAUGUAAUUUCUACAUUUUUGCAAAUCAAAAUUCCGCUUGCGCCCCGAGA